AUGAGGCCCAUCUCGCUUGCUGUGGCAUCUUUGUUGCUUCAGCCCGGCAGCAGUGUGACGAUAUUCAAUGGCAGCGACACCGCGCCUGUCGCGACUACGAGAAAUGGGACCUACCAAGGGCGUUAUCUCCCUACUUACGACCAAGAUGUCUUCCUCGGUCUGCCCUAUGCGCAACCUCCCCUGGGAGACUUGCGCUUCAGGUGGCCACGCAGCCUGAAUAGCUCCUUCGACGGAGUCCGAGAUGCAUCCAAUUAUGGGUACAGCUGCAUGCAGUACCGCUCGACCUUCAACCUUUCCGAAGACUGUCUCAGCUUGAACGUCAUCCGCCCAGCCGGCAACCAUACCAACUUACCAGUCCUGGUUUGGAUUUAUGGGGGUGGUCUCUACGCGGGCUCGACGGCAGACCCCCAGUACAACCUAAGCGGCAUCGUUAGAGUCAGCCAGGAUAUGGGACAGCCCAUGAUCGCCGUAGACAUGAACUACCGUCUUGGGAUGUGGGGAUUUCUGCAGACACCCGCGCUUGUGGCUGAGGGCUCGAGCAAUGCAGGCUUGAUCGACCAAAGGCUGGCAUUACAGUGGAUCCAGGAGAACAUCGCCGCCUUUGGAGGUGACCCCGAGCGCGUGGUCGUUUGGGGCGAGAGCGCUGGGGCUCAAAGCAUCGCAUACCACUUGCUUAGUUACGACGGUCGUGACGAUGGAUUAUACCGCGGUGCCAUACUUGAAAGCGGCGGUCCAACAGGAUGUCAAGUGCAGGACCUAGCUUACUACUCUGUUCCUGUGGAAAACCUCACACGAACCGUCGGUUGCUACACCGCGAGUGACCAACUUGCGUGCCUGCGUGGACUUGACCAGGACAAGCUAUUCGCCGCCUCGCCCGCACAGGUCUGGAACCCUCUCAUCGAUGGGAACUUCCUCACUGGCUACCCAAGCACCCUUAUCCGCGACGGGAAGUACAACGCCAUCCCCCUCCUGACUGGCACGAACACCGAUGAAGGCGCCUCCUUUGGUCCAGCGGGGCCCAACACUGAGACUGAUCUCUUCAAUGCAUUCUUAUGGUGGCGCAGCUAUGCGCUAUCACCCCCAACCAUUCGGAAGUUCCUGGAGCUAUAUCCCGACGACCCUUGCGUCGAGCCGCCACUCUACAUCAACAACUGUUCCGUGUUCCCGUCGAAAGGCCUAGCUUGGCGCCGUGGCGCCGCUAUAGGUGGUGACAUGGUUAUGCAUUCCGGCCGCCGCAAGAUGUGCGAGGUGUUCGCCGGAACAGCAGGGCAGGACGUCUAUUCGUACAGGUUUGACACGCGCCUGUGGAACAAGACGGAACUCGCCGGGAUCCAGCAUUUUGAUAACGUCGCCUUCAGCUUUCAGAACAUCACCGGGCUUCUCGGCCCAAGCCCGGCAUUCGACAACGACUUGAGAAUUGCACGGUCUGUCGCUGUGGCUUAUGUUAGCUUUGUACAUAACCUUGAUCCGAAUCCGCCCAGUGCGUGGGAAGUGGGAGAAAACGUGGAUCUGCUGCCCCUACCCGCAUGGCCGAAGUACAGCAUUGAGGACCCGACAAAUAUGGUCCUGAAUGCCACGGCUGGCCCUUGGGUUGAAGCGGAUACAUGGAGGAAAGAGGGCAUUGCCUACAUGAACACGUACGAUGUCGCAAGGGAGUUGCUGGCAUAG
This is a messenger RNA of Diaporthe amygdali, 1668 nucleotides long. RefSeq lists its product as uncharacterized. NCBI's taxonomy places the organism in Eukaryota, Fungi, Ascomycota, Sordariomycetes, Diaporthales, Diaporthaceae. Bases 1 to 1668 code for a protein of 555 amino acids. The transcript has a single exon. The record is from RefSeq and is a predicted model, not a curated record.